Messenger RNA from Lytechinus variegatus (green sea urchin), 5399 nucleotides. RefSeq names its product transcription intermediary factor 1-alpha-like. The transcript has 15 exons. Gene Ontology annotation, molecular function: protein binding; zinc ion binding. The coding region runs from base 130 to 3750 and encodes 1206 amino acids. The record is from RefSeq and is a predicted model, not a curated record. NCBI's taxonomy places the organism in Eukaryota, Metazoa, Echinodermata, Echinoidea, Temnopleuroida, Toxopneustidae.
UCGAAUGAAGUUUUUUUACAGGGAUUUGUAUUAUCACCGCCCGCAGGAAAGCUGUCAGCGGGGUUCUUUCUUGUAUCAUGUUUUCCUCCAAUUUAUUGAAAUUUAGGUGAUUAUAUCACAUUGAAGAACAUGGAGGCAAGUACGAGUGGACAAGGUACUUCUAACCAACUUCUUGAUAUAAAAUGCAAGGUCUGCGAGAGGGAAUAUUCUGCCGAUGUUCAGCCACGAUUUCUACCAUGUCUGCACACGGUAUGCGCCCAGUGCUUGGCGAACGUGACCAACAACACCGCGCUUGCCAGCGGACAGGGGAGUCUUCCCGGUGUUGCAAUUGUUAUUGCAAAGUGCCCCAUUUGCAAAGAUGACAUCCGAAGUCGUGAUGAUAUCGUUGAAGACACAUGGACUGUUCCUGCAGUAACGGCUCAAAGCAAUGCUGGAGGGGAGAUGCUCUGUACAAACUGUGAUGAUAAUGUCCCUGCAUCACACUUCUGUGUAGAUUGCCAAGGUGGCCUAUGUGAGCCAUGUGUUGGGCUCCAUCGGAAGGUGAGGAUCUUGAAAGACCACAUCAUCCAGCCAAGGUCAGAGGAGAACAUGGCCCCUCGCGAGAAUCCUCGCAUCCAGCCUCCCUUCUGUAACAUUCAUCCAAAAGAAAGACUUCAGCUCUACUGUGAAAAGUGCUUCCGUCUAACAUGUCGAGAUUGCCAACUGGUUUCCCAUAAAGAACACCCGUACCAGUUUCUGACCGAAGCAGCAGCUGGUCAACGGCUGAAGCUGAGACGUGUCAUCCAGGAAUUACAGGAGAAGCGUAAGAAUGCCAAAAUGUGGAAGAGUACUAUACAGAUCAUCUUCAAGAAGAUGAAAGACCAGGAAGCAGCCGUACUAGGAAGGAUAGAUGAUGUCUUCACAAGGAUCAGAACUGUUCUUGAUAACCAAGCAACGGCCUUGAAGAAUAAGAUUCAGAAUGAUACAGAAUUGAAAUGCAGAGCAUUGAAACAACAGCUUGUAGAGGUGGGUACGGUAGAUUCAGCUUUGAGUCAAUGCCAUCGGGUCAUCCAUGGCAUCAUUACAAGUGAUAAUGAUGUCGCAGCCUUGCAGCAGAAUCGGCUGGUUAGGAAUCGGGUAGACCUUGUGCUACGGACCCUACUGACCCGACAGCCUGUGACAGAACUGGCGCUUCAGUUCAAACCAACAAACAUUCCAAGUAUGGACGCCUUCAAGAGAAUUGGAUCUAUAGAGGGCAUGGAAACCAAAGUGGUCCUCGGAUCGCAGAACCAACAGCAGAUGAGACAGAACCAAGGGUUCCCUCAUAACAUGCAACAAGGCAUGGCAAUGAACAGAGCUGCGUUGGCGCAACAGCAAGCGCAACAGCAGGCACAGCAGCAGGCUCAAAUGCAGCAGCAAAUGCAGCAACAAGCUAUAAAUCAUUCGCAGUUUGGAGCAAGGCCGAUGGGGGUCAACCGAACAACGGUCCGUGCCCCUCUUGUACAUGUCCCACGCACACAUCAAGCUCAGCAACCACAAACAGUGAGACCAGUCAUGCAGACCAAUAUCUUGCCAGUGUUGACCAACCAGCAAAACAACCAGCUUCCGCAUGGGCUUCCCACCGCCCUCCAGCCUGUCAUUAACACAGGCCCUCCGAACGUAACCGUCAGCAGUGCGAUGACAUUUGGAGACCUCACCACGGCUCAAAUGAUGCUGUUUAAUAAAUCAAAACAAAUGAACUCUCAACAGGGUGUUCCUUCCAGAUCACCUCAACUAUCCACCACAUCACCCUCUUCUGUCAGCCCGGGAGUUGCCACGUCUGUACGGAGUACCAACUCUGCUUCCCCAUCAUCCGUGAUCGCACCUGCUGACGACAAUUCAGGUCCGAGGAUUGUCAGCGUCAAGAGUGAAAGGAGAUUGUCAAAGAGUGAUUCCGAACGACCCAGCUGCCGCUUCCAGAAUGGUCUCCAGGAUAACCAACCUUCUUCAUCAGGUCUUGAGAUGCAGGGAAGUGAUAAAACAAGUCCCGCACUUGAUGUCCAUUCUGGUGGAGAGACUAGUACACCUGAUCAGCAGACGGGCAAGACCCCACCACUCUCCUCAUCCAAAAGUCCUGCAGCAGCGGAAGACGUCCUUGGCAUUGACCUCCCCGUCCCGAUGAACGCUGCAGACAUCAUUGGAGACAUCAUGGAUGAGGUAGCUAACAUAGAGGCAAUGGAGAGAGAACAGUCUGCAGACAAGUCAGAUACUGCUGCUUCCAAGGAGAAUGCAAUGGAGGAAGCAUCUGGAUCAGGAGCCGAGGGCAGUGGAGAUAACCCAGGAUCCGUUGCUGAUACUGCAGUAAUCGUUGUAGAAGCUCCUGGAGAUGCAGGAUCCGUAGUAACCAAAGCUCCAGGAAGUGAAGAUGGUGACAGAGAAAAGGAGAGGCAAAGUGGAAUACAAACUUUUCUAAAUGAGAUGGAUGACAUCAUGCAUGAAGCGACAAAAGAAAGCAUAGUAGCUUUCUGGAAAGGUGAUGUCAGUUGGGAGGAGCGUGAUGACCAUGGUAAGCCCAAGAGACAGGUUGUUGUCGGGAGUCUGUUCAGAAUGACAAGUAAGAGAUACAGUCGAGAAGGAUGGCCCAGUAAACUACACAUCAAAAUGAUGAAUUCUGGAAUGCUGAAACCUCUGAUUGAACUCAUGAGAGAUCAUCAACUCUUCUUCCUUAAAUGUGAUCCAGAAUGUAAAGAACUAUACCGAAAAUUGGUUGCUAUCUUCAAGAACAAAGAUGUGUUUGGUGCUAUUAGGUUGUAUUCCAAGCCAGAAAUCAUUCUUUUACUCUUCUACUCUCACAAACAUCAAAAGUUCUACAUCGUAUGUCCCCAACAGAGGGAGCAAUUCUCUAUCGGCUUCGUCAAAACCAUGAACAAGUAUUUCAAGAGAGAGAAACCAAACCAAGAUUCUUCCACUGCAAGUACAACAGAUGUUGACCCAGUCACAGGCGAAACAGCGCCCUCGUCUGGAGAGAAACGACCAAACGACGAGGUAGCCCAGGGUACUAGCGAGCCGGAGGCAGAGAAGGAUGCCGAGGAGAGCAUGGAACCUAUACCGUCAUGGAAACAAGGUUAUAAGUUACGUAACGGUAUGCAGUGCUCACGAUCCGAUGACCCCAACGAUGAUUGGUGUGCUGUAUGUAAUAAUGGUGGUAAUUUGAUCUGCUGCGAUCGUUGUCCACGUGUAUACCAUCCUGACUGCCAUGUUCCAGUGAUAAAUGAAGUUCCAGAGGGUCCUUUCAACUGUACUUUGUGUUUUGAUGUCGUAGCAGAUGAGGACGAGGAAAGCAAUGAUGAAAACGCUGAAAAGUUAGAAGGAUUUACAGCGAGAGAAUACAAGUUAUGUCAAAGGUUACUGAUUGAGAUGUACUGUCUGGAGGACUCCCAACCAUUUUUAGAACCUGUUGGACCAGAGGUACUUGGAUACCAUGAACUGAUUGCAAUACCAAUGGAUUUAUCAACCAUAAAGAACAAACUCAGUCUAACUUCAGAUGAUAAAUACACCUCACCAAGACAGAUGGUUGAAGACCUUCGUGUCAUGUUCACCAAUUGUUAUCAGUAUAAUGGGGAGACGUCAGAUUUGGGCAAGAUAGCCCAGCAUCUACAGCGGUACGCUUCCCGCUUCAUGAAGCGAUACCUGUCAGACUACAUGGACUCCAACUUUGUACCCAACAACCAGGAUCGGCCGACCAAGCGAAGAAAACAGGAACAUCCCACUCCAGUAUUUCAUAUCAGAUAAAUGCUUCCAACAAGGUUGUAAUGAUGUCAUCAAGCACCUUGUAUCUACCCAGCAGAGUCUUCAAAGCACUAGUCGUGACCCUGGCUGUAGUCCAGUCGUUCAUUUGAAGAAUGAGUAUCCCUGCCAAGUACCAAUCUGCCUAAGCAUUUGCCAAACCUGGGUGUAGUGCAGGAGAAUUGUGGAUGAUGUCUGCCUCACGAUGGUGUUGGACGUUGGUCCUGCUGAUGACGUAAGGGUUACCUUAUAGGAAUGAUGUUAGGCAAUGAAAAGAGGAUUGCGAGUCUGCGGACAUCUGGAGCUAAUUCUUUGCUCCAGGAAUUCCCUUUCCCAUUAGAUUAGUAAAGGACUGUUUCCUGUAGUAGGUUGAGAUGUGGAUUCAUCAGUUGUGCAUUCCUGUGGGUUGUGAGUCGUUGGAAGCAUGAAAUAUAUCAAUGUAGACUGUAAAGUGUGGUGGUGUUGACUAGGCUAGGCUACUGAAGACAAAUGGAUCAAAGCUAAUAAGCUGAUCAUGUAAGAACCCACACGUAUCUUCUUUAGCUUGUUAAAGAAUGGACAGUAUCUGGACUCCUGCUGUUUGCCCAUUAGGAUCAACAAGGACCAUCUAAUAAUCAUGGAGGGAGCAUGGGAUAGUCUGUAUGGUUAAUACCUCAGAUGGCUGGUAAUAAUAUAUAUUACUUUUAAUGUGCCAGAUCCACUCUGUAGAGUUCCCAAGGUGUAGUAGGUUUCACGGUACACCAUGUAUCUUUCUUGGGCAAGUGUUGGUCCUGAAAAGGACCACCCAAUCUUGACAUUUGGACAAGUGUGUUCUUGUCGUCUUCAGAAGAAUGAGCAAAGUUUGUAAAAGCAAGGCACGAGGCAAUCUGAGCCAACAGGUUCUGUAUUGACAAGGGGUUAAUCUCAAACUGUCAAGGAGGACGGUGAAGGAGCAUGGGUUGUUCUCUGUGGAUGACUGAUCAGAUCAAGCCACACCUAGUAGGUCCUGAGGCAGUGCUUUCCCUGGACUGUCUGUGUUAUGCUGCAUAGGCAAGGAAGCAUCUCCUUCAAAGGAGGUAUUAUCACAUCCAUCCUGUCAGCUACCCUGAUGGGGUAUCUCCUGCCAAACUAGAAAAGCCAUUGACUAUAGUAAUGUUAUUCUGUAUUAUUCUGCUUUUAUCAGGUGGUUUUACAGAUUACACAGUCAUCGGAUAUUGGUUUGCCACAUGAAUUGUGCUUCAUAUGCUUCUGGGCAGAUGUUUCACAAUGCUUCAAAAAAAAAGAGUUACAAAAAAGAGUUGCCUGUGAAACAUAUUGGACACAAAUACACGUAAAAUACUGCAAAGUCCCUAGUAACUCUACCAAGAAUUGAAAACACAUUUUUGCUUCUUGUAUCUUAGAAACUUGGUUACUUGUCUGUAUUAAGUCUAGCAAUGUCAUUGCAACAGUGAGUUAAAAAAAACCUUCUAAUUGUACUUUACAUCCUAAUGUUUAGAGCGUUGCUUGUAAGAUGAGAAACCCAGCAAAGAGUGCAAGAGAACUUUUUAACACUGAAUUUGAUAUUUUGUUCUAUUUGUAUGCUGAUAGGGCAUGUGUUACUGGUUCACUGACAUGUAACAUUAAAGCAUGAUAUUUAAUUCUGGCAUGUUUCAAGCUGUUGUUUAAAAUCAUGGGUU